Penaeus vannamei (Pacific white shrimp) is the source of this 564-nucleotide messenger RNA. NCBI's taxonomy places the organism in Eukaryota, Metazoa, Arthropoda, Malacostraca, Decapoda, Penaeidae. The record is from RefSeq and is a predicted model, not a curated record.
AUGUGUCGUAAGCGAAAAAGGAGGGCAGUUCUCAGAUAUCGCUUGCCAGUUGGAGAGAAUAUAAACCUCCGUAAGAGUUACUCCUCCUGCUUUCAUGCUCCUUGGCGAUGCAGAGGUGUUCCCGCGAUCCACCAAUCAGGAGGUAAACCCAAACGGUCUCCAUCACGGCAGGAGAGAAGGAGAGAAAGCGAAGGAGAGACAGAACUGUUAAGUGUCAAGCCGAGGGAUCUGCAGACCGUCAUGGCACCUAAAAGAGUUGGCAUCGUAGGUUACGGCCACCUAGGUAAGUUCCUAACCAAAGCAGUCCAGGAAAGACCAGAUCUGGAGUUGGCCUUCGUGUGGAACAGACGACCUCGGUGUUACACGGUGAAGUGGAGGGCAGGUAGGCUCCCAGCAUAUACAACAUACAAGCCUCCAACAUAUACAACAUAUAAGCUUCCAACAUAUACAACCAUACAAGCUUCCAACAUAUACAACCAUACAAGCUUUUACCAUAUACAACCACCCAAGUCUUUAAAUUCCACAACCAUGCAAGCUUCCAACAUAUACAACCAUACGUCUUAA